Trichosurus vulpecula (common brushtail) is the source of this 2073-nucleotide messenger RNA. RefSeq names its product zinc finger protein 239-like. The coding region runs from base 120 to 1280 and encodes 386 amino acids. Gene Ontology annotation, biological process: regulation of transcription by RNA polymerase II. The record is from RefSeq and is a predicted model, not a curated record. Lineage: Eukaryota; Metazoa; Chordata; Mammalia; Diprotodontia; Phalangeridae. The transcript is spliced from 4 exons. Gene Ontology annotation, molecular function: RNA polymerase II cis-regulatory region sequence-specific DNA binding; DNA-binding transcription factor activity, RNA polymerase II-specific.
UCUGCUCGGUCCCCCCAGACGCCGGCGAGGCUGCUGAUUGCUAGCGACUGGCUCCCGCAGGCGCUUGGGAUUCCCACCUUGUUCAGAAGGGCAUUCUAGAGCCAACUGAAAACCAGGAGAUGGUGGUGGCUCUUCCUGCAGGGGAAUCCCAGGGACUGGUGAUUGUUGAGGAUCUUGCUGUGUAUUUCUCCCAAGAGGAGUGUGUUAAUCUUCACCCCAUUCAGAAGGAACUCCGCUCAGACAUCAAGCAAGACAGUUUCAUGGAUGUGAUACCACUAGCAGGAGAUGAAAACAAAGAGGAGACUCUUCAGCAAGAGAAUACAGAGAGAAUAGGACCUCUACAAGUGUCUGCAACUCUGAUUUCUGAGCUGGGAAAAGUGACUAUAGAUGAACCAAGAAGGCCUGAAAGGAGAAAACUGGGUUUAUCCCAAGAAAAGAGAUUUAUAAGCCUUUUAGUUACCAUUGACAAUCCAUCUCCAUUAAGAGAAUUAUCUCAGUGCAUAGAAAACAUAAUACUUUCUGAGAGGGAUAUUUGCCUCCCUGCAGCCUAUAGAUGUCACGAAUGUGGUAAAAGCUUCACUAAGAGCUCACGACCUAUUUCACACCAGAGAAUCCACACAGGAGAAAAGCCUUACGAAUGUGCUGGUUGUGGGAAGAGUUUUACUCAAAGAUCUACCCUCUCUACUCAUGAGAAAAUUCACCUGGCUGAGAGGCCACAUCGGUGUGCUCACUGUGGGAAAACUUUUCGCCGAAGUGCCCAUCUUAUCCGACAUGAGACUAUCCAUACAAGAGAGAAGCCCUAUAAAUGUGACCAAUGUCACCUGUGUGAGAGAAGUUUCCGUAGAAACUCAGAUCUUACCACUCAUCAGCACAUCCAUACUGGAGAGAGACCGUUCAAAUGUUUAGAAUGUGGAAGAAGCUUCAGUCAGAGAUCAAAUCUUAAGAGAACCCAUACAGGAGAGAAACCUUAUAAGUGUGUUGACUGUGGGAAAAUUUUCCUCCGUAGUUCACAUCUUACUCGACAUGAAAUUACCCAUAUAGGAGAGAAAAUCCACAAAUGUAACACGUGUAGGAAAACAUUCAUUUUAUACGCUGAGCUUGUGCAGCAUCAAAAGAUUCACAAGAAAGAGAAGCCCUAUUGCUACAAUAAAUGCAGAAAAAGCUUCAGUUGGAGAUCAGACUUUAUUACUCACCAGAGACUCCACUCAAGAGAAACAGUUAACAAGUAUCCCACAUGUGAAAAAAGUUUCAGGCUGAAUUCUCACCUUAUGAGAUUCUGAAUUCUCACCAUGAGAGAACCUACACAGAAAAGAAACGCUAUCAAUGUUCUGAGUGUGAUAAAAGUUUUUAUAAAAAUUCUGACUUCAUUAUUCAUCAGAGACUCCACACAGGAGAGAAACCUUAUCACUGUGCCAACUGUGGGAAAAACUUUAGUCGGAAUUCGCAUCUCGUUCGGCACAGAAAGAUCCACAUACGGGAGAUCUUAUAUAGCUCAUAAGGUAGUUUUCCAGUAUUCUGACUGUGUUUAACAUCUCUGGGGACUAAUGCACCACAUAACAAUUUUUGACAAGACUUAGGCCCUCCGGAUGGGAAAAAAAGCGAUGGUAUUGCAGCAUUUACAGCUUUCUGUUUUUAAUUGAAGUUUUUUAGCUCAGUUUUUUUGUGAUGGUUUUACUAUUUGAAGUGCUUGAAAAAAGUAUUUAUGAAACUAGGUAGGUGAAAUUUUGUGAUAAGAGGACCAGAUGUUAGAUUUGAUUCUGAAAUGAACAACAUUAAAAAUGUAUUAAAGUUACUAAGGAUGGGAGACAUCCUUUAUCCUUUGUAUGAAUUAAAGCUAUUUCAAGAUUGCAUUUUUAUUCUCACUUCAAACAAAAAUGUGUUUCAUUACAGUUCAGUCAGAAAACAUAAACACUAAAAUGUAAAGGGUUUUUUUAAAAGGCAAAAGCUAGGUGUGAGCCCUGUUUGCCAAGCUGAAGUUAUAUUACUUGUUGCAAUCACAUUAGGAUCAUCCAGACUCUUCCUCAGUGCCUUUAUAUAUAACAGGUCCUCAAUAAACCUCUUUUGUUUGACCAA